UCAAUUCGCCUUGAGUACGUAUUUUUUGUUAAUUGCUUUAAAAAAUUUAAAUUUUGAAAGAAAUAUAAUGGAACCGUCGAAAUUCAAUCAAAAUAUAUGCCGUAUUUGUCUGGAAGACAAUGUAACUGUAAACUGGAACAAAGAAAUUGAAAUAUCAUGUGGUUUCAGCUACAAAGAUUGUUACUACAAAUACACAAAGAUACCGGAAGAUGAUACAUAUCCUCUACCAAUUAAUUUAUGUGCAAAAUGCUGCAGUGGUCUUAAAAAUGCUCAUUUAUUAUUUGAAAAAGCAUACGAAUCAUAUAAAAAUCUCUGUGAUGAUCUCUUCGCAAUAGAACUAGAAAGUGAUUUGGUGAAUGAUGAAACAAUGAAAUUUAAAAUAAAGUUUAUUGAUGAUCGUGAUUUUAAUGAUACAAUUGAGCAGGAUACUCUGACAAAUGAUGCGACAAUUACGAAUGUAGAAGAGGAAUUGUUGGACCACACAAGUGAUAACGAUAAUGAACAGAAUGACAGCACUGAAAAUAAUAUACAUAAUAGUAUUACUAGAGAAAGAAACUCAGAGCAGGAUACUCUGACAAAUGAUGCGACAAUUACGAAUGAAGAAGAGGAAUUGUUGGACCACACAAGUGAUUACGAUAAUGAACAGAAUGACAGCACUGAAAAUAAUAUACAUAAUUGUAUUACUAGAGAAAUUAAAAUGAGUGAAGACGAAACAAUUGAAAAUGAAAAUUUAUCAAAUGACAAAAUGACUUCCGGUCAAGAGUUUUCUAAAAGUUCUUAUUCAAACCUUUCAACCUCAUCGUCUGCUAGUAAAAAGAGAAAACAAAAGAAAUAUUUGUGUGCAUAUUGCUCUUUAGUAGUCAACGAUAGAUCAUCUCUUAAAGUUCAUGAAUCUACACACAGUGAAAAUAGAAAACGUAGUGAAACCUGUCCCCAGUGUGGACUUAAGUUCUAUACAAAAAUGGCAUUGAGAAAUCAUAUGGACAUUCAUGCACAAAAUCGUGAAAAGAAAUUUAAAUGUGAAUUUUGUGUUAAAGCCUUUUAUAAUCGAGGUGCCCUUAAUGUUCAUAGACGUAUACAUCUGGGCCAGAUGAUACCGUGUAAGCUAUGUCCAAAAGAAUUCUAUCGACAAAUUGAUUUAGACAAACAUUUGGCAAAACACUCAACAGCUCCUCUGCAUAAAAAAGCUGAAAAGUCCAAAUAUACAGUACAAUGUCAGUAUUGUAAUGAGACAGUUGCCACUGCAAAAUGGAAGACACAUAAAGCUAUUCAUCUCAAUCAACCUCCGGUGAAGUGUAAAGUUUGCGACAAAGAAUUCUUUUCUAGAGACAGGGUAGUACGACAUUUAAGAAAAGUACAUGGUAAAACUAUAGAGGAAUAUGAUGAAUUUAUUGAAUAUCUUGAUUCAAAUAUACGUAUGUCGCACUUAAUGAUACAACAACAAGAAAUAGUAGUACCUGUUUCAAAAUAAAUAAUUUAAAAUAAUAGCAAAAUGAAGACAUUUGGUAUGCUAGUUUAACACCCAA
This is a messenger RNA of Lucilia cuprina (Australian sheep blowfly), 1526 nucleotides long. Its product is annotated as zinc finger protein 888-like. NCBI's taxonomy places the organism in Eukaryota, Metazoa, Arthropoda, Insecta, Diptera, Calliphoridae. The record is from RefSeq and is a predicted model, not a curated record. Gene Ontology annotation, molecular function: RNA polymerase II cis-regulatory region sequence-specific DNA binding; DNA-binding transcription factor activity; zinc ion binding. Gene Ontology annotation, biological process: regulation of transcription by RNA polymerase II. The coding region runs from base 68 to 1471 and encodes 467 amino acids. Gene Ontology annotation, cellular component: nucleus. The transcript has 5 exons.